AUGGCUACCUCUGGAUCUUCCCACUUGAGCUCUGGCAAAAUAAAUCUUGGAGUUCUAAGAGAUCAUUAUCGCAGAGAAUUAGUUGAAUGCAUUGACAGGUGUACUGGUACUAAGGCACUUGUGUGGGAUGAUGCUUUGACUGGACCUUUUGGAUUGGUUGCUGAAUAUUCCUUAUUAAAGGAUCAUGAAGUUGAGAAGAUGUUCCCACUGGGUCCUAAAACUCUACAGCCCAGCAAUGUACAAAAUAUCAUUUUUCUCACCAGACCAAAACUCAAACUUAUGGAACUGAUAGCCCAAAACCUACUCAAUGAGGACCAAAAAGGAACACUAAGAACAGAAUUUCAUCUUAUUUUUGUUCCUAGGAAAAGUCUAUUAUGUGAAAAGAAAUUAAAGGAAAUGGGAGUAUAUGGUACGUUUACCAGUGUAGAUGAGUUUAGUUUAGAAUUAGUACCAUUUGAUAAUGAUUUGUUGUCUAUGGAAAUGGAUACAACAUUUAGGGAAUGUUAUCUAGAGAAUGAUUUCACAUCUAUGUUUUAUGUAGCUCAAUCUAUUAUGACAUUACAAGCUCUAUAUGGUAUUAUACCUUAUAUUAAUGGUAAAGGUGAUUGUGCUAAGCAAGUAGUGGAGAUGAUGAGAAGAAUGAAAGGAGAGUUGGGAGGUCGUGAACCUCAGAUAACACCACAGAUAGAUAAUUUAUUAAUUAUAGAUAGAAACGUAGAUUUAUUAACUCCCUUGUUAUCACAAUUAACUUACGAAGGUUUGAUUGAUGAGACUUUUGGACUCAAUAAUACAAGUGUGAAACUACCAGCAGAGAAGUUUGUACCUAAAAAUCAGAAGUCAGAUGAGCCACUAGAACCAAAGAAGUUUGUAUUAAAUUCCUCCGAUGAACUGUAUGCUGAUCUUAGAGAUAAGAAUUUUAAUGCUGUAGGAUCUAUUGUUAGUAGGAAAGCUAAAGCUAUCACUGCUGAAUUUGAUGAAAGACAUCAAGCUAAAACAGUUGGUGAAAUGAAACAGUUUGUAACCAAAUUACCUCAUCUACAGAAAGCUAGAGAGUCUUUAGCUACACAUACAUCUAUAGCUGAAUUAGUAAAAGAAGCAACCAAUUCUGAAGAUUUUAUGGAUACUUUAAGAUGUCAACAAGAUUUUGUUAAUGGUUUAGAUACUGAUAAGGUUCAUCCUUAUAUUGAAGAAUGUAUAGCUAAAAAACAUCCCAUCACAAAGAUAUUAAGAUUAAUCUGUAUCCAGUCAUAUUGUAAUGAUGGAAUGAAACCUAAAAUAUUAGAAUAUUAUAAACGAGAAAUUAUACAGACCUAUGGAUUUGAACACAUGUUAACUCUAAUGAAUUUAGAGAGGACAGGUCUAUUACGACCCAGUUCUACCAGAACCUACGCCAUCAUCAGAAAAUCCUUACGACUUAUUGUAGAAGAUGUUCAUGAACAGAACCCAACUGAUAUAGCUUAUGUAUAUAGUGGUUAUGCACCAUUGAGUGUUAGAUUGGCCCAGCAUUUAGCUCGUCCAGGUUGGAGAAGUAUAACUGAAGUAUUAAAUUUAUUACCUGGUCCAAAGAUUGAAGAAAUUCAACAAAUUCCUGUAGCAUUACGUAAAAGAAGAAACUCAAUGACAUCAUCACAUUCCAGUACUGGAGAUCAGAAAGUUACUCUGGUGUUUUUUCUGGGAGGUGUAACAUAUGCUGAAAUAGCAGCAUUAAGAUUCCUAGCACAACAAGAUGAUGGGGGAACAGAUUAUUUAAUAGCCACAACUAAAAUUAUAAAUGGAAAUAGUUUUAUAGAGUUAUUGAAGGAGAAGGUUGACACAGUUAAAUUAAAUCCAUUUUGAACUACAAAUUGGUAUUAUGAAUUCGGUCUCAAAACAGAAUAUAAAAGGUCAUUUUUGUGAUGACAAUAUGAUAUGCAAUAUGUUAUCAAAGGGAUUGAGUCCUCCAAUUUGUUCACGAUGAACUGAAAUUUAGCUUUCCUUUCCAUGCAGUUUGUCUACAAUAAAAACAAUUGAAUUGAUAGAAGUAAUAGUCUGUAAGAAAUUCCAAUUAUAGUUGUUUAUUUCAAUUCAAAUCAAAGAUUAUUUGAAGUAGUCUUUUGAAUUGUGAUAAGCUUAGAUAAAAGUGGGUUUUAAUUUUGUUCAUUGCAACAUAUUGCUCAAUUGUAAAACUUUUCAUUUCACCAUUGCUUAUAAUUGAAAGAAACGUGAAUCUUUUAAUUUGAACACAAUAAUAUUUGUUUAAUUUCUCGUAACAUUUCUUUCAUUACAUGCAUGAGUAUAAAGGUGUUUUCGAUGGAUGCAUACAAAAUCAUUUGAAAUAUGAUCAAAAUUCAACAUUUAAAAACCUAUUUCAAAUGGUAAAGAGAUGUUAUAAUUUGUUAUAUAAAUUGUUAUGUUAUGUGUAUUUAUUAUGUUAUAUUAUGUUAUAUUAUGUCAAUAUAAAACUAUUUUCUAAAAUU
Molecule: messenger RNA, 2456 nt
Organism: Lottia gigantea (owl limpet)
Lineage: Eukaryota; Metazoa; Mollusca; Gastropoda; Lottiidae
Exons: 16
Coding region: 1-1836 (611 amino acids)
Biological process (GO): vesicle-mediated transport; intracellular protein transport
Cellular component (GO): CORVET complex; lysosome
Source: RefSeq, a predicted model, not a curated record